AAGUGAUUUUUAUUACGUGUGUCUUUUAAAUGGCUCAGUUGAAUUAGUUCACCUAAACUUAUGAUAAGACAUGAACUAAAAAAAUACGUUUUUAACAAUGGCAGUACACUCACUUCAGUCACUGUCAAACUGAGAUUGUCGAAUUCUGAUCCCCGUGUUUAUAUUGUUUGAAUGUAAAUAAACAGGUUAACAGUUUUCGCGUAAGAAUAAAUCUAGCAAAAAUCCUACCAUGACAUUAGAUUUUGCAAAAGAGAAAGUUUUUUGGACCAGAAAAAUGAAUUUAAAAUUAGUGAAAUUUAUGGAACGUAAACCUAAUAUUUGGAAUCCAAAGCAUCCAAAAUACACAUCUGUCGAGCAUAGAGAUCAAACUUAUGCAGAAUUUGCGUCUAAAUAUGGCAACGAAUUCACGGGACAGGCAGUAAAAGACCGAUGGACGAAUAUAAGGUCGACAUUUGCCAAUCACUUAAGAAAACUAAAAGCAAGUCAGGCUAAAGGAGAUGGAAAGGUUUGUAAAAUUACCUGGCACUUGUGGGAUGCAUGUAGGUUUCUACUUACGGUAAAUAAAAACAGUCUUACUAAUGGGGAUACCUCAAGGACAACAAAUAAUGAUUCACCAAAAGAAGAUGAUAGCAUGCAAAGUGAGAACGAAUCAAAAAUAUCUACAAAUGAGGUUGAUGCUACUUGUCAGAAUGUAGCAAACAGUAUACUAAAUGCAUUAAGAGGAGUUCAACAUGAUGUCUUUAAUGUUGAUGACACUAAAUAUGGUCAAAUAGGUAGAUUAGUGGCUAGUAAACUCUCUCAAAUGAGUUCUUAUGAAGCAGCCCAAAUGUCACAUAAAAUAUUAGGGAUUUUACUUGUAUAUGAUGAAGGAUGCCCUAUAAAUCCAAAUAAAAUGAAAACAGAAUGAUGAAUUAAGACAUUGUUUUUAUCCAAGAUUGUAUAUUUUUCAUUAAGUAUUGAUAUAGUUUUAAAAAUGU
Trichoplusia ni (cabbage looper) is the source of this 977-nucleotide messenger RNA. RefSeq lists its product as uncharacterized. The transcript is spliced from 3 exons. Gene Ontology annotation, cellular component: nucleus; transcription regulator complex. Bases 230 to 907 code for a protein of 225 amino acids. Lineage: Eukaryota; Metazoa; Arthropoda; Insecta; Lepidoptera; Noctuidae. The record is from RefSeq and is a predicted model, not a curated record. Gene Ontology annotation, biological process: regulation of transcription by RNA polymerase II.